This is a messenger RNA of Epithele typhae, 1011 nucleotides long. RefSeq lists its product as uncharacterized. Lineage: Eukaryota; Fungi; Basidiomycota; Agaricomycetes; Polyporales; Epitheliaceae. The record is from RefSeq and is a predicted model, not a curated record. The transcript has 8 exons. Bases 1 to 1011 code for a protein of 336 amino acids.
AUGCGCCAAAACCGGCGGGUCUUCCCUUCACGACACCAUCUCACGUGGCAGGUUACCCUGCACCGCGACCAUUGUCUCCAGGAACGCUGCGCGGAGCACGUCAAGUUGUGCUGGGAUUGGCUUUGGUAUCUCCAGCGCCCCGCCUCCCUCGGCCGCCUGCACACCGCCUCCACGUCCGACCCAAGCACUCCGCUCAACUUCUAUGGCGGCUUUCCUAACAAAUGCCGUCCUACCGCGGCGAGCUCGACUGUGCCAGCCGCCGCACCGCGCGCGCAGGCUCACAACGGCUCGGUCCCGAUCGACGCGCUAGACCUGACGUACAGCGCGGAGGAGUGGGUGCCGGAGCUUGUGGACGAGGACGCGCACGAUGGGCAGCGACCCCGCGGCCGGAAUCUCCGCGGCACUGCCAGGCCCCGCGAGUACGACGAGUGCCGCGACGGCACCGCAGGCGACACCACGCGCUCACGGCGGACGCGCAGCACGAGCACGCCGAGAUCGAGGAGGUCCCGGGGCACGCUGCGGGCGCCGCGGCUACGGUCGGGCCAGCCCACGCGGCCGCACUGGCAAGGCACAGCGAGGCGACGACGGCGAGAAGCAGGGGCAGAUCUAGACAAUCGCGAAAUCACUGAUCGGUGUACGAAUCGCCCUCAGCAGUGCUGUCCCAAUGGGGAAGAACAAAGACAGUGUUUCUUUGGAAGAGUCUCAAGGGCAUAUGAGCUUGAGGGUAGGAGUAUGGCUCUAGCUAUAGGUCCUUCGGCAAAUUUCCCUUGUUUUCAAGAGGUGAUCCGGGGCUGGAGCGCAUGUCAAUGCGAAAGAUCGCUCGACAUAUACGCGUGCUACGCGGUGUACUGGAGGAAUACCAAAGCAAUGAUGGUUGCGUCCGAAUUCGAAGUGAACCAGGUUUGCAUCAUGUCGUUCGUCGGUUUCCAGAAACUAACGGUGCUGCAGAACAUCGAACUCAACAAGAUAUUGGAGGAACACUGCAACAAGCAGAGGAGCUUGUACGAGUGA